Cylicocyclus nassatus is the source of this 1455-nucleotide messenger RNA. NCBI's taxonomy places the organism in Eukaryota, Metazoa, Nematoda, Chromadorea, Rhabditida, Strongylidae. The record is from the annotation of a GenBank genome assembly.
AUGCAUGAUAACGUAGAACAGUCCCCGUUUAGCACACCGGUGCCCAGAAAAGGAGAUUCAACGUCCUCCAAGGCGACGACUGGUUCCUUGUACUCACCGGGAAGAGAUGCAAGCUCAGAUACUGAAGAUGAUGAAGAAGAUGACCAGCUGCUACUGAAGGAGACGGAUCCGCGUUUGCUAGACGCUUAUUUCCUUGUUCAAGGGAAAAAGCUUCUUGAGCUGCUUCAAAUCAACAUGUGUGGCUCCGAUACCAACGCAAAAAGAAUGCGCUUGAUUAGAAAAGCUUCCUGUCCCAUCAUAAUUUACAUGAAAGACGGUCCCAAGCCCGAAAGGAAGAGAUGGGAAGGGCAGGAUAAGUUGAGCGCUCGCAAGAACGACAAGCAGUUCGUUGGAAACAUCUUGACAUGUACUGCUGCGGUUACCACGGGCGUAAGGAUGAAUCGCGAAGGGGAACCCACACCGUGGUAUAUUGCGGUGGACGGAGCAUAUGACUCCAGGGGAUUUAGUGCAGAGUUCUGCAAAGUUUUAGCGGUAGACAUGAAGACGAAACUCUGCAUCCACACUGAAGUAGUGGAGCGCCGUCAAACAGGUGGGAAGAGCGGACUGAUGGAAAAAUUGGGGUUUCACAAUAUGUUGCGAUGGUUCCGGUCUCAACGUAUUCCCAUACGUUCAGUGUCAACUGACCGCAACCUUAUGUAUCAGAAGGAGAUUGGAGAGUACAAUUCGGAAUUUGGGGAGAACGUAAGGUGGUACCUAGACCCCUGGCAUCUGGCUAGGCGACUCGAGAAGCAACUCAGGGCGGCAUCCAUGCGGAGUCAAUGCGAAAGCAUACGCGAUUGGGCGGAUGAUCUGAAGACCCAUCUAUACACUGCCAUAAAAGAAGGAGCAGAAGCUGGAAGUGGCGACCGCAUAAAGCAUGUUUUCAAUAGCUGCUUGAAGCAUGUUGCCGAUGUUCAUGAGUGGACGGAGGAUAGCCAAACGGGGCCAGUAACAAAGUGCUUGCAUAAGCCAAUAGCUCCGAAUGAAGAGAGAGGGAAACGAACACUCGCUACUGGAACUGCCGCUCACGAAAAGUUGAAAGAGAUAGUGCUCCAAUCGACAUUUCAAAACGAUAUCGUGAUUGCGAGCCCCUAUGGCGGCACAAGCCAGUGCGAGACCAAGAACGCCGUCGACAGACUCUACUGUCCAAAGGAGCUUUUCUUACCACGAACGACUUACCCUCUCUAUGUAAAGAUGGCUACUUUACAUUUGAAUGCACUCCGAGAGGCUGAGUUGAACGGGGAAAGGGUAGUGGAAUCCAGGAUACGAAUCAAGCGGAAGUUCAAAGAGAGAACAAGUGAACUAAAGAAAAAGACGCCCAUACAACACCUAUGGAGGAAAGAAAUACACCAGUCAUACGUUUCCACGAAACGUUCGCGACAAACAUCAUACGGCGAGAUGAUGGACACGACGUAA